UUUUUAUUUAUUUCUCAAUAUUUUCUCUCCCAUUCUUCAAUUUUUUUUAUUUUUUUCACUAAAUUUCGUAACUUUUUUUACUCAUUCUAAAUUUGUUUCUUGCUCAUCUUGUUUCCUAUUUUUUUCCACCUAUAUUCGAGACUGGGCUUGCCAUAUUUUUAUAAGCGGCAGACGGAACGUGAAAUAAUGCGGGACAGAAUAAAAAGCAAAGGGCCAAAAAGGAAGCGGAAGGGUCAAAAGACGCAACUCUGUGGCAGACGGAAGGCGGGAGAAAGUAGAGUUGGGGAUUUACUUUUCGGUAUCGGUAUCAUAAAAAUCGGUAUCGGAAUUCCAAAAAACUGGUAUUACCGGCCUAUACCGGCCAACUCUAGGAGAAAGCCCAUUCCUUAUACGUAA
Molecule: messenger RNA, 396 nt
Organism: Meloidogyne enterolobii
Lineage: Eukaryota; Metazoa; Nematoda; Chromadorea; Rhabditida; Meloidogynidae
Source: the annotation of a GenBank genome assembly